UGUAUGUCUGUUUUUUGUGGAUUGUACGUUUUGUUCUGUUCUGUUUGCUGCUGUUAUUAUUAAAUAGGUGGCCAGGAUGUACUAAACAUUGUUAUAAUUCGCUUUUUCUCAGUUCUUAAAAACUUAGCAUCCACUAGGCCUUGUUGUUCACUACCUAAGUUGUCGUCCUCCUAAAAAGAUGUUCCAAGGGCCUCCAAACAUAUUCCUCAGCAGGGAGGGAGUGAAAACAGAGAACGACCACAUCAAUCUGAAGGUGGCGGGGCAGGAUGGCUCAGUGGUCCAGUUCAAAAUUAAAAGGCAUACGCCACUCAGCAAAUUAAUGAAAGCGUACUGUGAGAGACAGGGUUUGUCAAUAAGACAGAUUAGAUUUAGAUUUGACGGGCAACCAAUUAAUGAGACAGACACACCGGCGCAGUUGGAGAUGGAGGACGAGGACACGAUUGAUGUAUUUCAGCAACAAACUGGCGGCUCCUGCUAAAACUCCACACCACCUGGACCCCAUGCUUAUCUAUUUUAUUCCUCAUGAUGUUUCAUUGAAAUGCUUUCACACUGUUUCCCAUUCUCUUUCUCUCUUUGUCUCUAUUCAGUCAUCUCUAGCUUUCCUAGAGUGGCCAUCACAAAUGGUUUUUCCAGUAAUAUUUAUAUACGCAAUGGUUAGACAGCUACUGUGGUUGGGGAACAAACUCAAAGCUUCCAGAGGGUGUAGUUCUUCAAAUUGUCCCACCAGCCACUUCUGCAGGGUUUUAUGUUGCUCAGAAUACUGAUUCUCUCUGACCAAUCGCAACAGGGAACCGUUGACCCCUCCAUAGUAUAUUUGGCCUAUAAAAAGUGAAGCAUAGGGUUUUUUUUUUUUUUUUUUCUCUUCAUCUUUCAAUUCUUAAGAGCUUUAAGUAGGCCUGUUUCAACUCGGAUUGUAUUUGCCUGUUUGUGUUGUAGAAAUAUGUUCGACCAGUGUUGUAUUCAUUUGCCUUUUUAAUGGGGCUGCUUCUUGUAUAAGCUCACUGUAGGGACAGGAUCUAUGGACCUCCUUGUUGGUCGUUUAAAAAUGAAGAGACGGACUACAUGACACAAUUUACAGUGACCCUUUCUGGACCAAAACCCAAAGAUGGUACUCGAUUAGCUGAUAAAGGCAGGAUUAUACCAACUAGUUCUAAGUUUAUACUUUUAAAUGUCUGUAGAAAUAUAUCCAUUUACCAUUUCCUCUUAUAUGUUGGUUGAGGAGAUUGGAAUGAUCUAAAUAGACCAAUAUAUCUCUUUUUCUUUUCUUUUUUUUUUUUUUUUUUUUUUUUUUCCCCCUUUUUUUUUAAAU
Messenger RNA from Megalobrama amblycephala (Wuchang bream), 1309 nucleotides. It is a transcript of the gene sumo3a, whose product is annotated as small ubiquitin like modifier 3a. Gene Ontology annotation, cellular component: nucleus. Lineage: Eukaryota; Metazoa; Chordata; Actinopteri; Cypriniformes; Xenocyprididae. Bases 179 to 478 code for a protein of 99 amino acids. Gene Ontology annotation, molecular function: ubiquitin-like protein ligase binding; protein tag activity. The record is from RefSeq and is a predicted model, not a curated record. The transcript is spliced from 4 exons. Gene Ontology annotation, biological process: protein sumoylation.